Messenger RNA from Nilaparvata lugens (brown planthopper), 3606 nucleotides. RefSeq names its product protein CNPPD1. Gene Ontology annotation, cellular component: nucleus; cyclin-dependent protein kinase holoenzyme complex. Gene Ontology annotation, molecular function: protein kinase binding; cyclin-dependent protein serine/threonine kinase regulator activity. Gene Ontology annotation, biological process: regulation of cyclin-dependent protein serine/threonine kinase activity. NCBI's taxonomy places the organism in Eukaryota, Metazoa, Arthropoda, Insecta, Hemiptera, Delphacidae. The transcript is spliced from 6 exons. Bases 176 to 1405 code for a protein of 409 amino acids. The record is from RefSeq and is a predicted model, not a curated record.
AGAUUUAGUUGGCUGUUGAUUUCUUUGGGAGGGAUUCUGUUAUCUGGUCUGGUGUGAGUGGAAAUUUGGCAAAUAAUAAAGUUUAUGUUAUUGUUUUCGUCUUACUAAAUUUGUAUUGUAUGACAUUUGCAGUUGAUAAUGUUUAGUAAGCUCCAUUGAAGCUUCUGUUUUUGAAAUGUCUGUAUUGUCAUCAUCUUUAAAAAGACGUCGUAGAUCACCUAAUAAAAUGAAAUUUAAGGCAAUGGGAAAUCAUGAUGAGUUUCUAUCCAGGAUAAAAAAAACACUUUAUUAUGGCAAAUUUCCACUUACUGAGAGGUUCAGUCUCCCUGUUUCUGAAUUGGCAGCAGAGAUCUACUCGGAAGUGAAGUUGGGAAAGAGUUUGGAAAGACUGUGUGUCGAGGAAGUGGCCGAUGUGUCGAGAUCAGCUUGUGCCUCCCCCUGCGCCCUCAUCUUCGCCCUCUUCUACCUGGAAAGACUGAAAACAUCCAACCCCGAAUACGUUGAACGAGUGUCGCCUUCCGAACUGUUUGUCAUAUCGUUGAUGGUCGCUAGCAAAUUCUUGUACGAUGAUGGAGAGGAGGAUGAGGUUUACAAUAGCGAAUGGGCUGCGUCGGCUGGAAUAGAUGUCAAAGAGAUAAAUAAAUAUGAGAAAGACUUCCUCAAAGCUAUAGACUGGCAAGUGUUCCUCAAAGAUGAUAAAUUCUGGGACGGACUGCGAAAUAUGGAGCGGCAAGUGGCGAAACAGGAAGGACAUAAGAGGGGCUGGUUCUCCUAUACGGAACUGGAGGCGCUUCUGGAUUGUGUUGACGCCUGGUCACUGGCUCAUACCCUUGUCAUGGUCUCAGUAGUGUGUUUGACGAGCUACACAGCAAGUAUACUGUCACUGUACGGCUCGGCAGCAUUGGCAAGUCGUCUCCCCGGCCACCACCUCAACCCAGCCUUCCGUUCUCCGAUCUCCACCAGUGUCCAACCGUCUGACUCUCCGACAUCGAACGACUCCAUCGACCUGCAUCUUCCGAUCGACCUGAAUCUCCCUAUCGACCUGAAUCUUCCUAUCGACCACUGUCUCAACGACUGUUUCUCAACCAACCGAACCUACGAUCUCUCGAACCCAACUCCUCGGUACUCGUGGCUUGUCUCAUGGCUCGAUUACACCGAUACCAACUCGACGACCAACGAAUUUUCCGACCAGGAAUGGAUUACGGAUUUCGAGUUGCACGAUAAUUACAAUGACGAGACUAACGAAUUCUCCGACCGGAAAUGGAUUGCAGAUUUUGAGUUGGACGACAAGCCGCAUGGACAUUCGACUUCCUCUUGGUUUCAAGGUUUGUUUGAUGGAAAAUUAUCGCCGGUUAGGGUUUCAUCCAUGGCUGGGUUUCCUUUCAAUAUAAUGUUGACUCAGUAAUGUGCCAAAAAAUGUAAGGUGGAUGAUGAAAUUAUGUGAGAAAUGUUCUUGAAUAUGUUGCAAUGAGGAUCUGAGACCAUCAAUUUGUUCGCAACACAUGAUAGAAUCGGUGAAUUAAACUUUCUAUUUUUGAAAACAUGGAUAUCAAUUUAUUUGAGGGAAUAAGUGCGGAAUCGAAUCGAAGAGUUGAAUAAUUAAAAUACAAAGAUUUAAGAUCUGUGGCUAAAUCCUCCCAAUACAUAAUUCAGGUAAAAAAUAGUUACUUAACUUUAGUCAAUUUGUAAAACUACAUUAUUAGUCAUUUAUAAAUUUAGAUCCGAAUUCAGGUUUGAACUUCAAAGAUAAUUGGACGAUUUCCUUCUUAUUUUUCAAGCGAUAUAUGCGUUGACACAUUCAAUAUUCAUUUAAUAAAUAAAUAGAACUUCAAAUUUCAAGUUCAACUCGUCGUCGUUUGACACAUUAAUCACAUUCGUUACAUUUUACUAUUUCAUCACCUAUUCAUGCAAAUUAAAGCGGUGUGCACAAGGCUUAAGGUGAAAUUUUGUGCAAAUUCUUAUGUUUUUUCGCAACUACUUUCAGCUUUGGAAUGAAAUCUCCUGGAAAAAGGUUUAAUUAUCGCAAUUUUGAAACUCGAUUCGAUUCAUCAAGUAAAGAUUUUGUUGACCCACGUAAGUACAAGUUUUUUAUUAGAAGUUUCGUAAUAUUUGACGAAUUGUAUCGUUGAGUUUUAUUGGAUCGCUCGUAUAGAUUGAAAUCAUCCACCUUGCUACGUUGAAAUUAGUAAUUUUCCUUCAUUUAGCUAAGAAAUAUGAAAUGUGUAAUUUUAUUUAGAUUUACUCAAUUAACAAGUAAUUUACUAUUCAAGUUUAAUUUGCACAAUAGUGUUACUGUAAUUCUUCAAUACAAGUUCUCUGACAUUUUGAACUGGAUUUCAAAAUUAUUUCAUCCAAAGGUAAUAUUACUAAAUAUUUUAAUGCCAGUAAUAUUACUAAUAUUAUUAUUAAACAUAUGUGAAAUAAGUAAGCUAGAAAAGAUCUAGAGUAGUUGAGAAUAUUUUUGCAAAGUGGAUUUAUAGCAGGGUUAUCAUGCAGAGAAUUUAACAGUUGUUAAACAUUUACAGUUGAAUCUUUCAAACAAUUUGUGUUAUUUAGUCGUGUUAGAACUUUUAUAUUGGGAGUAUAAAGUAUAAACUAUCACAUUAGUUUUCAAGGAUAUCUCAUGAUAAGUACGAUUCUUAUAAUUAUAAAGGAAAUCUACAUUGAUAUGGGAAUUAAAUAAUUUGUUUAUUAAGCGUAGUUUAAUGUUGAUUACAUUGCUAAAAAUGUAAUUUUGGUACAAAUUCACAUAUGUGAAAUAAGUAAGCUACAAAAUCUUGCUGUUUUCCAAGAAUUAUUCAUGAUCCUUAAUGCUAGAACUGUGGUCUCUCAUUUCAUCUCAUCUAUGGUGAAUGCACACAGCAACAGACAUAUGGAGAAAAAAUUGAACGUCUGCAUAAAGACGUGAGCAGACAUACGGAUGUCUGUGUGCAUUGCAACAUUUGAACACUUGUGGAUAAAGUUUUCCUCCGUCUGUCUGCAUACGUCCGUAUUUUGCUGUGUGCCUUUGCUUUUAUGUGGACAUCAUCUUCAUCAUAAAUAGACAAUUUUCUACAUUGUCGGGAGCAGGCUUCCAGUAUCAUCAUACAUUGCGGGCAAAAUUACUCUCGAUUAAUGUUAUUGAAUAAUGUUUUCGUAUAAUGACAAUGGUAAUUUAUAGUGUUAGAUUUGUCAAUUCAUAAUAUGUUGGAAUCUCAAGCGUCAUAGAUUUUACCUCCUAUGAUAAAUUUUACACAUACAAUUUUCAUAAUUUAUAGAGAAAACUUUGAAUGCAUUGAUCAGGAUCUCCAUUGUUUCAGACUGAAAUGUAAGUUAAAUUUUGCGUUGGGUAUUUUAUGGUUUUUCACUAUUAUUCUCAUAUCCAAUGUCUUCUUGUUCAUGAUUAUCUUCUUUUUUAUAAUACACAAGAGGUACUUGUGAAUCAUGAUUUGUUACAGUUCAUUGUAAGAAAUACCUUGUGCAAUUCUUGUUAGCUUCUAACACAACGAUUUAUUUAUUGCAUUUGAUAGCUGUAAUACUUAUCACCAAAAAAUCGAGGGUUUUAAUUUGAUGUAUCUUAUGAUUAAUUAAUUUCAUUUACAGAAAUAAAUAAUUUAUGAUAUUAGA